This is a messenger RNA of Capsaspora owczarzaki ATCC 30864, 2669 nucleotides long. RefSeq names its product acetyltransferase. The record is from RefSeq and is a predicted model, not a curated record. Lineage: Eukaryota; Filasterea; Ministeriida; Capsasporidae. The transcript has a single exon. Gene Ontology annotation, molecular function: acyltransferase activity, transferring groups other than amino-acyl groups. Bases 10 to 2448 code for a protein of 812 amino acids.
GUUCGACCAAUGCCACGAGCGAGCGUCAAACGAGCGGCCACCGAGCCUGCGCAGGACGACAGUGUGGCCUCUACGUCCACGAUUGCAACGUCGAGCCCAGCGCCCGCAUCGACGCGGCGCGGCGGCAGAACGGCAGCCCAACCAGCAGCGUCGCCUGUUGAGGGUUCGCGCCGCCGAGUCCGCAUCGCCACUGCCGCCGACGAUGAUACUGCCGUUACUACUACUACUACUACUACUACUACUACUACUACUACUACUACUGCUGCUGUUGCUACUACUACUACGACUGGUGCUGGUGCUGCUGCGGGAGGUCGCCGUGCUGGCAGAGCGUCCACCAGCGCAAAACAAAAACAAGAACAAAACAACAAAACGCACGAGGUUGCCGCUCUGGCUGCUGCGGCUGCGUUGGCUGCAGACGCCCGGGCCGCGGACCUCGAGGACGACGAGAGCGAGGAGGAGGACGACCAAGACCACUCUACGUCCAUGCAGCUGCUGCUCCCGGCGAGCGCCGCCGCGGCUGGAGCCAAGCGCACACGCGUGUGGUCGUCGCGCCCGUCGCUGGGUUUGCCUUCGCCCGCGAUCGCUUCCGUGCAUCUGGCCGCCAUGGCCGUCUCGCCAUCAUCGCCGCAAACCAGGUUUAGUGGUGUGUCGGCCACCCGCGACGCGUCGCGCACCGAGUCCACGGUCGACUCGCCCGGAGUUGCACUCAUGUCCAGCGAUCUGCAACCCCAUGUUCCCGUCGCCGUUGCGGGUGCGCGAGGUCGUAAAGCACUGACAAAUGGCGGCUCUGGCGCAUCGUCGUCGUCUUCCCCUGCCCCUUCGAUGGGCUUCCCGAGCUCGUUGGAAAUUGCGCCUGGUCGUGUUCUGCGUGCCCGCGCGCGUGAGAAGGGCGACUCGGGCUUCUCGCCGGUGCAGCAGCGCACUUCCGGAAAGCCGCACGCCACCUUCCCGUCUGGAUCGCUCUCUGCAAACAACCCGGCGCUGGCACAAUUGCCGCCCGGCCACUGCCAGCUGAAGGAUUUGAAGGUUCGCGUCAUGUCGCUCCGCGAUGUCGCGACCGUCUACCACAUUGGUCUCAAGCUCUUCACUAAGUCGAUGCCAAACAUGUACCGUAUCUGGACCGAGUUCUCCGUCCUCGAAGCCAUCUCCACCAGCUCGCAGUUUUGCUAUGUGGUCGAGGCCGUGGUCGUUCCGUUGGCAGAAGCGCCGACGACUUUGUCUGCUUCUUCUUCUUCUGCUGCUGCUGCUGCUGCCGCUGCUGCUCAAGGAAGGAGUCGACGUGGCGCAGCGACAAGCACCGUUGCUUCACCGGCUGCGGCUGUUGCAUCCGAGGCCGAGUCCAACGACCUGGCGCUCAAACCCUCGGUGAUUGGCUUCCUCAUGGCCAAUUGCGUCGUCAAGCCGUCCACCGGCAAGCUCGGCUAUGUUGAAUGGGUUGGUGUCGAGACGCCCUGCCAGCGCCAGGGUGUCGCCACCGCCAUGUUCAAGUUCUUCCAGCGGCUCGCCGAGCAGGAGCAAGUUUCGGCCUUGCUCGCAGACACCCAGGCCAACAACCUCCCGGCCAUUGCCUUCAUGGCCAAGAUGGGCCUGAACAAGAUUUGCCCGCACGUCUACCUGACCAGCAAGCUCAUCAUUAACGACGCUGCCAACCCUUCAAGUAGUGUGGCAGCAUUGGAUGCGCCUGCAACGUCCGCAGCAGGUGCAACGGCUGGGCGUGCCGAGGAACGCGGCAACUACUUUACCCACCAUGUCCCGCACAGCUUUGCUACUGGCACAACCACGAUCGACCGCGAAUGCCGUCGCAUUUCAGAGGACGGCGUGGUCAACUACACCUACUCGUGCCCGGUUCGUGCGCCGACACCGACACCUGCAGAUGCCACCCCCGCCGAGCCUACCGCCCGCCAAAGUCGCCGUGCCGCUACAGCGGAUGCUGCGGAUGCACUGAAGAAGCGCCGUGGGCCCGAGCGUUGGCAAAUCAAUGUCCGCAACAUGGAAAUCAACGACCUGUAUCCCGUCUUUUUGCUCGGCGAGCGCGUCUUCACUGAAAAUUACUCCAAUCUGUACAACUUUUGGGAGGAGUCGACCGUGCUCGAGCUCUUUGGCAGUGAUAGCGAGUAUUGCUUUGUUGCGACCAUUCACGACGAAAUUGUCGGCUUUUGCAUUGGCACGGUCAUUGAAAAGCCGCACUCGAGCUGGAAGUAUGGCUACCUCAUCUGGCUCGGCGUGCAUCCAGGCUACCAAGGCACGGGCGUUGCCACCCAGCUGUUUGCCGUGUUUUGCGACGCAAUGGCUCGCGAGAAGGCUCGGAUGCUCAUGAUUGAUACCCAGGCCGACAACAAGCCUGCGCUUCGCUUCUUUGCCCGCAUGGGCUUUGGCCGUCCUGAAGAGCACUUGUAUCUGUCGACGCCGUCCGACUGGAGCAAGUCGUACGCAUCGAACGCUCAGUAAACGAACACAAAACAAAUAGGUUUUUUUGUUCGAGUUGCUUUGUGUGUCCAUUCCUAUCCUCCAUUCUUUUUUUUCUCUCUGCUCUGCUCUGUGAUUCGGUCGUCUGAGUCACGAACGUUUUGUCUUGAGUUUCGUUUCUGCUCUUCUUCGCUUUGUUGGUUGUUUGGCUCGUGCGUUUGUAUGGAUGUGUUGUUUUUUUCGAGUUUUCAAUGCGAUUCCCC